Aspergillus candidus is the source of this 2516-nucleotide messenger RNA. Its product is annotated as OTU domain-containing protein. The transcript has 3 exons. The record is from RefSeq and is a predicted model, not a curated record. Gene Ontology annotation, molecular function: cysteine-type deubiquitinase activity. Gene Ontology annotation, biological process: protein deubiquitination. Bases 366 to 1820 code for a protein of 484 amino acids. NCBI's taxonomy places the organism in Eukaryota, Fungi, Ascomycota, Eurotiomycetes, Eurotiales, Aspergillaceae.
GUCUCAGAGGUAUAGAAAGGAGAGAUCCCUAUCAUACUGAUUACAGAAGAAGUGAUCGUGAUGAGUGAAUGACACUGUUGGUCAUCUUCACAACUGAACCCUUCGAUAUUCCGAUCCAAUCGCCCGUCUGGUAGCGACCAUCCGGCAACCCGGACGCAUCGAGAUUCACUCAUUGCUGUCUCGCCUACGUCUUCAUUCACUCAUUAUUGCAACUCUUACCUAUUGUCUACCUCACCAACCCCCUUUUGCUUUCUCUUCCUUGAACUCUGCUCGACGGAGCUCUCUUCUUCUUUUCUUCUUCUCUCUCUCUCUUCUUCUGCUGCCUCCCAAAUGAGGGUCUUUCGUCGGGCAGAGCUGCUACAAUCAUGGCCGAUAUUCCUCACGGUGGGCGUAUCGUCCCCAUAGUCGACACGCCUCAAUCUUCUACCAAUUCCACCACGCCGUCCUCCUCCUCCUUUACCUCGUCCUCCUCGUCAACCUCCUCCGACGAUGCCUCCGUCGAUCUCCCGCCCCUCCAGAAAAAACACCACAAACACCGUUCCGCCCGUCCGUCCAAACCCACCCGCAAGACGCGUACCAUGACCGUCGAGCCCGAAUGUCUCGAGCUGUCGUGUCUCAAGGAGCUGGACCUCUACGCUCUUCCCACAGAGGGUGAUGGGAACUGCCUCUACUACGCCCUCUCCGACCAAGUGUUCGGUGACUUUGGCCAUGCCGAGGAUAUCCGUGUCCGUCUCGCCGAUCACAUCGGUGCCAAUAAAGAAUACUUUAUGAAUUUCAUUCCGGCUGUCGGGGGUGAGCGUCGCGCUCCUCGGCGCGCCGCCGCCUCGGCUGCCAAGUACGCGUCUCAUCGGUCGUCCGCCUCGGCCAGCCCCGCCCCACCGUCCUCCAAAGACAAGGAUCGAAGCUUCGAUACCAAAGUGGCGGAAUCUAGGAAAGCUGGUGUUUGGGGAGGGGCGGAGGAGAUACAGGCUUUUUGUCAGUCGUUCAAGAUGGAUGUCAACGUGUACACCGAGUAUGGUGUGCAGAACUUCCGUGACGUCCAUGCUCCGGAGUCGGAGGAACGGGACGUCGUCCACGUUUCUUUUCACGACUUCAAUCACUAUUCCUCGGUGCGCCACCUCAAUGGUCCCCGCACCGGCUUGCCCUGUAUCCCCAAGAUCAGCAAAGAGGCCGAAAAGGAGGCAACAACGGUCGCCAACGCGGUCGUCGAUGUGGCCACUCCGUGGAAGAUCUCUGCAAUCCAGGAGGGGCUCGGUGGCAAGUAUGACCGGGCCGUCAUCGUGGAUAUGCUGGAGCAGUGCCGUGGUAACAUUGACAGUGCUUUUGGCAACCUCAUCAGUGAAGGCGGACCCGCCAUUGACGCUCCGGCGCCCCGGGCUAUCAUGAAAACGCGUCUGCAGCCGUCGUCGCGGUCUUCGUCGCCUUUUAGUACAGGCAGCAAACGCUCGGCGGACGAUACCGACGAGGAAGAUCCCCGACCUGCGAACCGCCGCCUGCGCACCCGCGACCAGAAGCGACGCAUCCUCCCGGAUGUGACCGUGGGGAUUGCCUUUCGGGAUGACCGAAAUGACCUGGUGUCGCUCCGUCUGCGGGUCAGCCCGGACGCAACGGUGCAGCAUUCCCCUCCUGAGCCGGCCCCGCCGGCAGAAAGCGACUUGGUCUCCCGGACCAGUCCUGUUGCUCUGGACCAGACGCAGAAUGUGGAGGGUGGAGAGGCCGUAGAGGCUGGGGAGACUGCUUCUCGUGCAACUCCGUCCGAUGAACAAAAGCCACGGCGCAGCAAGCGCAUCAGUCGGAGCCGCAACUCCCCUGCUAUCUAGUCGGUUUAUCAUCUUCCCUUCCCCUUACCCCUCUUUUACCCGCCUUAUCUGCCUACAUCCCUACCAUACCUACCCUACUCCUGCACUGUCAUCUCGAGUCUCAUACGAAGUUACGAUACAUACAUGGGGUUCGCAUUGCCCGGCGUUGGGGACGAACAUGCUUCCGGUCCCCGUCAUUACAGCAUCCUGUGAGCGAUUGAUGAAUUCCUUUUCUUUAUUUCAUAUCUGUUUCGUUAUCAUCACCUCCAUUACCAAACUCGAAGAUGUCACUUUCGAUCCACUACACAUUUCAUAUCCCCCCGCUCCGAGAGCACGACCAACAUCCUAUUCUAUUCUAUUCCAUUCUAUUCGACCGGUGAGGCGUUAGCGGUGUUGGACUUUCAAUCAAUGGAUGAACUACCAUACCAUGUUUUUGCAUUUGGGUGCACACAAUACUCCGGUUGGGCGGAUGAUUGAUUUGAUUGCAUUAGCAGGUUUUUCUUCAUUUUUCUUUUCUUUUUUGUGCCGGAUAGAUUCCGCGAUGAUCGCACGUACUUGUGGGGUUAGCUAAGGGAUACCUUACUGCUUAUUACAAUGUUGGAGCGGUUACUACCUACUCCCUACUACCUACCUAUCUACCUACCUACUCAUCUAUCCUAUACUACCCAGGUAGAUACAGAUAGAACCACCAAACAACUACAACAGCACAUAGUAUAC